Molecule: messenger RNA, 2348 nt
Organism: Rattus norvegicus (Norway rat)
Lineage: Eukaryota; Metazoa; Chordata; Mammalia; Rodentia; Muridae
Gene: Cep15
Product: centrosomal protein 15
Source: RefSeq, a predicted model, not a curated record
GCUUUUUCAGCCCAGCGCUUUCAGAGCACGUCCUUAGACCACCAUCUAUACUGGUGCAAGUUCUUAAGCCAAGGGGAGCCUGCGCCUGGUGUAGUGAGUCAUAGAAACUCUCCAAACGAGAGUGCUGACCUGCUAGGAUGUGAAAACGUAACAGCCCAGCUUUGAUUAAAGAUGACUUCCUUGUUUACUCAAGAAGUUCACCUUUCUAAAAGACAUGAAGAAAUAGUGUCCCAAAGAUUAAUGUUACUUCAGAAAAUGAAAAAUAAAUUCGGAGAUCAAAGCACAGAAAGGGCAUCUCUCCAAGCCACGGAGACUGCUUGUAGAAGGAACCUCCAGCUCUUGCAGGACAUAGAUGUUGCAGAGAAGGCUUUUCAGACCAAGCUUACCCCACAUCCACAGCCGGAGAUGCUUUCUCUUGAGACUCGUUACUGGGCAUCAGUAGAAGAACAUGUCCCCAAAUGGGAACAGUUUCUUUUAGGAAAAGCACUGUAUCCGAUUGGGGCUGAAAGUCAAAGUGAGGCACCAUUUGUUCAAAGCGAAGCGAAGUCCUAACUUAUUCAUAUGCUCUGGGGGUGUUGGGGCACCGAAAACCUAUUUGAUAAAACUAUGUAAGUUGUGGCAGAAACUUAGAGAAGUUUUAUUUUGUUACUAUUUUCUAUUGUUUCACUGCUUCCUCGGCAGCAUUAGUAUGAGAGUCUGCGGGAAAGUCUCAGGCUAGACCCUUGCACGAACAUAGAUUUGCCAAGAAAAGAAAGAAUGCUUGUUAAAGAUGGUAUUAAAUCAACGUUGUGUGUGCUUUAAACCCGGGCCAUCAUUCUCGACUAAAGCAGAUUGGCCGUAGGUAUCCUGGAGUCGUGGUUUAACGUCAUUCACUAUGGGAACAGGAGCAGGAAACUGGAUUACUGGGGUUGUGUGCUCCAGACAGACUUCUCCAAGCCCUUAACUAUAAAGCAUUCAGUAUGUACCAGUUUCAGGAAGGCUCAGGAUGGUUUUGAAAAAUGAGAGCUGGGAAUGGCUACUGAAUUCCGACAGGCUUAUUUGAAGAUUAUCAACCUUGUGAAGACAAAUACCCCUCCCUCAGUGAUAUCUUCCAACUCCUCCUCCCCCUCCUUUCUACUACCAUUAUCUCUAAAACUUGAGAAAAAUAAAACACGUAAACUCGGAAAGCUGUGUGGGUCACAGCCCUCAGCAGAGCUUCGAGUCUCUGGUUCCUCACUGGCUGCCUGAGCACUGGGAAGAAAACAGCGUGGGUUCCUAGCUGUGGAGACAGCUUCUGGUGAGGAGUCUGCACUGCUCCGCAUUCUGAAUCACAAAUGUGGUUUUAUUGUGGUAGGUGAAGGUUCUUCCUUUUGUUUUUUUGUUUUGUUUUGUUUUGUUUUUGUUUCACCUUUAAGAUAAAAAUCUCACAGAUCAAGCUGGCUUUGAAGUCACAGCCAUCCUCUUGCUUCAGCCUCUGAACACAGGGAUCACAGAUAUGAGCCCUGAUAUUUAGGUAUCUAGAUAUUUGUAUUUUUAAAAGAAGAAGGCAAGAGUAAGUUAAAACACACAUAAGCCCUCACUACAACAAAGAACUAGUAAAGCGUCCAUUGUGCCACACGUUCCUGUUCACUGCCAUCUUGGAAAUGUCCUGUUGAGUGGGUGUUGGUGUGGGUAACAAUAACAUUGUUUUCAUAAUAUGUGCUGGCAGAUUAGCACACUUCUCUGCAGUGUUAACAGUUGUAAUUAAGGAAUAAACAGCGCAGGGUGUCAGUCCGAUGACAAUUUCAUCUAUAGUGUCACAAUACAAAAUGUCACAAAAUAUUAGAGCUGUUAUAUAGCUACAAAAAGUAUCUGCUUAAGAGCCGAAGGCAUCUUUAAGAGAGGAGACAGAGAUAGGAAACGGAACACUGACUUAGCGGCCAGAACAAUUUUAUACAUUCUCAAGACUGUCAUGAAAACAAAUUGGUAAUUUUUUCUGUUACAUUAUAGUUUGGGCUCUAGCCAUCCAGUUGAUUUAGCAGGAAAAUGCAGGUUUCUUAGCAGCUCCAAACCAGUAAACAGAUUUAGAUGUAGAAAGGAACAUGAGGAAGGUUUCUUUUUUUUUUAAACAUCCAGUCUCCCAGCAUAUGCACAUAAGAAGGUGAAUGAGGCAAUGCGAAACUUAUUUUUCCUUAGUCAAGUGAAAAAAGGCUAACCAUUUGUUAGCUGGUAAAAUAUUGUGUCAAGUAAGCCGGAACAUUCCAAAAUUAAACAGUGGUUGAUAUGUUAACGUCCUCAAAUAUUUGAGUGCACACUUCCUUUGAGAUCUGUAAAUUAAAUCACCAGUAGGUUGAAUUAAAAUACAAAAUGAAUGGCAGUGUAACCUCUCA